CCAACUAAUGUUGGCUGUGUUUUGUUUUGACUGUGACGGUUAAGUAGCGUUUAAAAUUAAAACAUUCAUUUAAAUUAACAAUGGCGAGUGAUACCGACUCCGAAAUGAAGAAUCUCAAUACCAGUGGAUCUUUGGACAUCGAUAAUUAUCGAAAACUUGUUCAAACAUAUUUAAAUCUGCACCUGUAUGAAGCUGCCUUGUUUUGGGCAGAUAAAGUUGUUGCAUUAACUAAUGCAAACUGUAAAGAUGUUUAUUGGCUGGCACAAUGCAUGUAUCAAUUAAAGCAAUACCACAGAGCGGCGCAUUUAUUGCGUAUGAAGAAUUUAGAUCAGACUUACGUUCCAUGCAAUAAUUUAGUUGUGAGAUGUCUGCUGGAAGCACAUGAGUAUAAUGAAGCCCUGAAAGUUAUUAACUUGCUUGAUAUUGAUGCAUUUGUGCAAACACAAAGCAAUUGCACUAUUCCAUCAGUAGAUAAUGGAUUGUUAUUUGAUGACACACCCAAAUGUCAAAUGCAAUCGGCGGUUUUCCUCCUCAAAGGUAAAGUUUUAGAAGCAAUGGAUAAUCGAGGUCUAGCUGCUGAAUUCUAUCGCAAAGCAUUACAAUGUGAUGUUUACUGUUAUGAAGCAUUUGAAUGUUUGACACAACAUCACAUGCUGACAGCUGAAGAAGAACAAGAAUUGAUAAAUUCAUUGCCGUUUGCUCAGCAAUGUUCGCACGAGGAAGUGGAGGUAGUGUUACUUUUGUACAGAAGCAAAUUGAAGAAGUAUCACAUGCCCGCCGGUGAAACAACGAACAUGUUUGACGUUGAUGAAGUUACCAGCUCGGCGAAGAUAGCAAAUCCGGUAAAUUCAACUCCCGAUGUUAAACCAAUGGACUACGCUAUCAGUAAUACAAUGGUGAUACAACGUCUUCAGGACAGUUUGGACAUGGUUGUCUCAAAGGCCGAGCAAUUAUAUUACAAUUGCGACUAUCAAAAGUGCAUUACGCUUACAGAAAACAUUCUCAAGCAAGAUCCAUACCAUAGCGCAUGUCUGCCGAUACAUAUAUCUUGUUUGGUGGAACUUAAACAAAGCAAUAAACUAUUCACAUUGGCACACAAAUUGGUCGAGUUAUAUCCGAGUUUGGCAAUCUCUUGGUACGCCGUCGGUUGUUACUAUUACAUAAUAGACAAAUGCGACGCUGCACGGCGUUACUUGGCGAAAGCGACAAGCUUAGAUCGUCUCUUUGGUCCGGCAUGGUUAGCGUAUGGGCACUCAUUUGCAAUUGAAAACGAACACGAUCAAGCAAUGGCGGCUUACUUCAAGGCUUCGCAGUUAAUGAAGGGCUGUCACCUACCGCUGAUGUACAUUGGUCUGGAGUGUGGCCUUACGAACAACAUCCGAUUAGCGGAGAAAUUCUUCAAACAAGCAAACAAAAUCGCACCAGAUGAUCCGUUUGUCUUGCAUGAGCGCGGUGUAAUUGCGUUUCACAAUCAAGAUUACCAUUUAGCUGAAACUUAUUACCGCGCUGCAUUAAAAAUAAUCAAAAGCCGAAAAUGCACAUUAAUGCCUGAACAAUGGGCACCACUGCAUAACAACUUGGGGCACACGUUGAGGAAACAGAAAAAUUACAAGCAAGCGCUACAGCAUCAUCAUAAGGCAUUGGUUUUGACUCCGCAAAACUCCAACAUUUACUCAGACAUCGCGUACGUGCAUGCAUUAAUGAAUAACCUGGAGGAAGCAGCCGAUUGGUUCCACCGUGCGUUAGGAUUACGGCGGGACGACACGUUCAGCACGACGAUGCUUGGUCUUGUUAUUGAACAGCUCUGUGAAGAACAACCGCCUUACCCGGGAGCCCCGGAUGGUAUACCUUCAUUUUCAAGCGAAUCCAAUCCAUCUGACGAGGUACCAUGUUCACCAAACGAGUCCAACGAGUUUGAAAUGGAAUAAUUUACAUAAGGGGGUAUUAUUCAACUUAGUUAUUUAUUAUUUUCGUAUUAAAUCAAAUAAAUAAAAACUGUAUAUGGGACGCAUUA
Molecule: messenger RNA, 2014 nt
Organism: Dalotia coriaria
Lineage: Eukaryota; Metazoa; Arthropoda; Insecta; Coleoptera; Staphylinidae
Gene: Cdc16
Product: cell division cycle protein 16
Exons: 8
Coding region: 81-1928 (615 amino acids)
Biological process (GO): cell division; protein ubiquitination; positive regulation of mitotic metaphase/anaphase transition
Cellular component (GO): anaphase-promoting complex; cytoplasm
Molecular function (GO): protein binding
Source: RefSeq, a predicted model, not a curated record